Messenger RNA from Fusarium proliferatum ET1, 2772 nucleotides. RefSeq lists its product as uncharacterized. The transcript has a single exon. Bases 1 to 2772 code for a protein of 923 amino acids. NCBI's taxonomy places the organism in Eukaryota, Fungi, Ascomycota, Sordariomycetes, Hypocreales, Nectriaceae. The record is from RefSeq and is a predicted model, not a curated record. Gene Ontology annotation, molecular function: DNA binding.
AUGGAUUACAACUUUGGCCAGGACGCCCCGUCUGGCUCUGGCUCCGGUUCAUCAAACUGGCUCGGAUUUGGUCAGCGCGUAACUGUCGCUUCUUCGUCACCGGGUGUGCCCAACACUAUGCCCGAGGCUGAUGAUGCUUCUUUCGCCGAGUCAUAUCGCCCAGAGGCUUCUCCUUUAUUCAAUCCUCUUUUCAUGCCCCGAAACCAGGCUCCUGAAGGUGCACCGUCGAAUGCUUUAAGCCCUGGUCCUCCUCCUAGCUGGCCCUGGCAACGCGAUGCAACCUUCAACAGUGACGGUCUCGAGUCCCCCGAUGUCUCUGCUCUCCCUGAGCAGCCUUCGCGUUAUUCUGAUCCCCCCGAAGAUGAUACGCCACAAGAAUCCGCUAUCGUAGAGGAACCGACUGAUGCGCAUCAUAUUACUUCACCCGAACGUGCCCCAUUCUCGCCGCCGCAGGAGCCUGCUGCAGGCACGCAAGAGAACUCGAUAAUCCAGUCAAAUCUCACCGAGGAAGUGGUCGCGGAGGGAGGCAUGGAUCCCGUUGUAGAGGAGUCACGCGUUGAGAUUUAUGAGCAUACCGAGACCAUUGUCCAGUCCUCGGAAAAGGAGCCCGAAGAAUUGCCUUCCCAACAAGGACUUGACAAUGUUGUUGAAAAUGGCGAAGCCGAUCGCGUUGAGGAAACACCUACCCAGACACCCAUUGAACAAGCGGUCGGCGACAAUAAGACCACCGAUGAGCAACAGACCCCAGCGCAAAAUCAAUCCAAAUCACCAGAGCUCGCCUCAGCUCCUGCCACAGGAUCUAGCUCUCUUAAAAACGCAUUGCUUUCAGUUGGCAGAGGUAUAAUGAAGCGUAUGUCGGCGCCGCCUCCGGCAGUCGUGGCGACACCUCAACCAGAAGACUCCCAGAAUCGAAGAGCCACUUCAACACAAUUAGAACAACAGACCGAAAGAGCUGGUUCUACUCCCUCACUAGUCGUUGAACUGAAAUCAAUGUCGGAGCCUGAAAAGGCAACAUUCACUUCCCAAGCUCCUGCACCUGAGGAUGGGCCGUCGCACGAGGAAGAACCUACUGCACAAGCAUCCGCAAAGCGGAGCCGACGAAGCACACAAGCGGUUGUGGAAGAGUCUUCGGGGUCUGGCACAAAACCCACUCGUGGCCGCCGAACUAUUGCUUCUGCGCCAACUUCACCCGCGGUUAAGAACGCUCCGUCGUCAGCCCAGAAACGAGCCCGCAAGUCCAUGCCUGCAAGUGUUCUCGCGGACCAGACCCCCAGAAAGCGAGGACGCCCGCGAAAGAGCGAUGCUGUAGCGACUCCAGCCGCGCCCCCAAGUACCGCAAAGAGAGGCCGACCCAGAAAGUCGGAUGCCACUCCAAUCACUGUCCCCAGCGCAUCAAAGCCCUUGUCUGCUAGAGGCCGUCUCGUUGCCAGUGCUAGCAAGGCUGUAACGACACCUCGAAAAGCUACGACAGUCCGGACACCUAAGACUGCAAUUGGACUCCGUGCCGCAGCGACUCCUACGACAACACCAAAGCCACGUGGCAGGCCACCGAAGAACCCUCCUCAGCCAACAGAAGAGGAAGAAGUCGAGCCAGAAGCGGAAGCGCCCAAGCGUGCUGGUCGGGCAAAGCGAGGUGCCGAGUUGACUGAUGAAGCUCCUGCCGCAAAGAAAAGCACCCGCACGGUUAAGCCACGUACAGUUCCCUCUCCAGCCAAGCGAGGCCGACCUACAAGAAAGGCUGCUGCUGCUGCUCUCCCUGCAGCUGAGAAAGCAGAGCCUGUAGCAAAACGUGGCCGCCGAACUGCAGCUGCACCUAAAGAAGAGGCGCCCGCCGAAGCUCCCAAGAAACGUGGUCGCCCUGCUUCCAAGGCUGAGGCGCCAGCAGGUGGCGAAUCUUCUCCAGAGCCCAAGACGCGAAAGCGAGGUCGUGCUGCAGCUGCUGAGGACACCGCGGCUGAAGAGCCGGCGCCCAAGAGACGUGGUCGUGCUACCAAGUCUACUCCAGAGGAAAAGCCAGCAUCGGCUCCCAAUCGACGUGGAAGGGCAGCUGCCUCAAAGGCCGCCGAAGAGGCCGUAGCUGAGCCUGCACCUGCAAAGAAGCGUGGAGCUGCCAAGACAGCUACUAAGUCGGCCGAGAAUACUGCAUCUGGGCCCGAGUUGGCUCCCAAGAAGCGAGGACGUGGAGCUGCCUCAGCCAAGGCCACUGAAGGUGUUCCUGCUGAGACCGCUACCACAAAGCGUGGUCGUUCUAAACGCACAGCACCUGAGCCUGAGCCUGAAGUUGAAGCACCCGAGCCUGCGGCCAAGAAGCGACGCACAACACGCAAAGUCGAGGAGCCAGUUGAGGAACCAAGCAAAUCUACAGGCCGGAAGACAGGACGGUCUACAAAAGCUGCCAAGGAAGUGGUGGAAGAGCCCGCACCUAAGCGUGGUAAGUCUACUCGCUCCAAGGCCGUUGAACCCGAAGAGCCGAAGCCUGCUGCGAAGCCUCGUGGUCGUGCUGCCGCGAAGAAGGCACCGGAGCCUGCUGUCGAAACCGAGGCUGAGGCCGAACUAGAGAAGCCCAAGGCUCGUGGACGGCCCGCAAAGGGAAAGGCUGGAAAGGGAGAGCUCCCAAGCUCAAAGACUGCUGAAGCUCCUGCUCCAAAGCGAGGACGAGGAGCAGCCAAAGCAACAGCCACCAAGGCCAAGGGCUCUGCUCCUACCGGCGUGACUAAGACAGGCAGAGCAGCACAAACUGGUGUACGAAGGGGACUGCGAUCAAGGGGUUGA